Messenger RNA from Haliotis rufescens (red abalone), 1286 nucleotides. Its product is annotated as COMM domain-containing protein 1-like. The record is from RefSeq and is a predicted model, not a curated record. Gene Ontology annotation, cellular component: endosome. The transcript has 3 exons. Gene Ontology annotation, biological process: negative regulation of sodium ion transmembrane transport; negative regulation of protein localization to cell surface; regulation of proteasomal ubiquitin-dependent protein catabolic process. The coding region runs from base 7 to 573 and encodes 188 amino acids. NCBI's taxonomy places the organism in Eukaryota, Metazoa, Mollusca, Gastropoda, Lepetellida, Haliotidae.
AGAAAGAUGGCGGACGACCCGAAAAGUACCCUUGCAUUGCUGAACGGCAUAGCACGGCGAAAUUAUUACGGAGAUAAAGAUAUAACUGACAGUUUCCUAAAGGAUGAAAUAUAUCCUGAUCUCCCAGAAGACCAGUUUAGUCAAUUACUCUCGAGAUGUUCUUCUUUGUUAAAGAGUAUGGUGUCGGCAGACAUGGAUAUGACCCAGCUUGAAGCUUUUAUCACUGCACAGAUGAAACGAAAGGAAGGAGCACUAUCAGAAACCCAAGCUAAUGUGUUCAGGAAGUUCUGGAAAACUAACAAGACAAAAGUACAUGACAGUAUUGUGGCUCAUACAACGUGGGGUAAUUCCCUUCAGAAAGUGUCAUGGAGAAUUGACUUGAAAUCCCAGGCUCGUCACAUAGAUGAGAUCAACACUCCAUCAGCCAUUAUGGAAUUGCACGUCAGUGAUGGACAGAAUAUUGAAAAAACUGGUGAUGUUGUUCGUUUUGAAAUGGAUGAAGACCAUUUAUCAUCAGUCUUACAAAGCAUGCAAGAGAUUGAACAAGAAAUAGCCAAAAACUCACAGCAGUGAUAUGUCCAUGUUGUUUUCACCAUUCCUUUCUAUAAUGAGCUCUGGAAUAUCUCAACAUUAGACAGAUAUCUGAUCCACUCACCAUAUAUACAUGUGCCAUUAUUUUAAAUAAUUUUUUCAAAAUUUACACUUUUCUUCUGAAAAAUAUCAUGUGUUUACUCAAAGUAUUAUAAAAAAUCAACAACACUAAUUACAUGCUAAAUUUGACAUCUAUCUAUAAUUCUCCACAUCAAUCAGUUGAAGCAGAUUCCAUGCCUAAUAAAUCUGAGUGUUCUGUCCCUUGUCCAUCAUGCACAGACUUUGCCAAAUUAACUCCCUUUGUUUUCCAAGAAGAGACAGCCGAUUGCACCUUUAUUGAAAUAGGAAACGUUUGGUGGAGAUUGUAGUUAUGUAGAAUUCUAUCUUUCAUCUCCAGACUGAGGCCAAGAAAUCUGUUUCCAAUAAACAGAAAAAGAAUGGCAUUGUAACGGUUUUAACUUUGGUAACAAGAGUGUCUGAAUGUGAGACACAUGGACUGUAAGUACAGAGAAACUAUUUUUAAAUAAUGACCAUAGAACCUCAGCCAUGUUGUAUCUGUUGAAAGGGCAGAAAGUUUUCAUCACAUCACAUUUUGCACAAGUUCAUGAUUUGUGUAGUUUGAUGUGAUAUUUAAAUUGUAUUAAAUAGUUAUGUAACUGAAAAUAAAUCUCUUCAUGAAAUGGAGAUGAAAUAUA